GUUUAUGCAAAACAAAUACCGUAUUGGUAUAUAAUAGUACUUGUAGCGAAGUAUUGAAAUGGGGUGGGCCCGCGUUACUUUAUGGACCAAAAAGAAGUAGUAGAAAUAAUAUUAGGGAAAUGGGUUCACCACGUUCACCGCAACACUAUGUUGCUGAAAGAUUCAAAUUAUAUCUAGACGAUAAUGCACCAGACAACCUAUAUUUAUCACCAAAUCUGGAUUAUAAAAAAGCUAUUAGUGAUUAUUUAUAUCAAAUGAGACGAGUGAUCGAUCUCACAAUGAGAACUCUACUACCGGGCAAUAAAUUAAAAAAAGAAACAGUAGAAACUGGAAACCUAUGUGGAAGUACAUAUGUAGAUCAAGAAUUCUUACAUUUUAUGGGCCGCACAGUUGGUUUUACCGCUUUACAAAAGCUACAAUCAUAUGCUUACGAUCCCGACGAAUUUGAAACCAUUGAAUUAGAUCUCGAGAAAGAUUGCCCUUCAUUGAUUAAAUAUAUCACAGGGGCAGAAAGAAUUAACUUAGAAUAUAAUGAAUGGAUUAUCGAAUUAGAGUUCGAGACAGUGAAAAAAU
Racocetra fulgida is the source of this 573-nucleotide messenger RNA. The record is from the annotation of a GenBank genome assembly. Lineage: Eukaryota; Fungi; Glomeromycota; Glomeromycetes; Diversisporales; Gigasporaceae.